Moneuplotes crassus is the source of this 279-nucleotide messenger RNA. NCBI's taxonomy places the organism in Eukaryota, Ciliophora, Spirotrichea, Euplotida, Euplotidae. The record is from the annotation of a GenBank genome assembly.
UAAUUUUUAUUGAAAUUUUUGUAUCAUGGAAACAUUAUCAAACCAGCAGAAAUCCAAUAAAAAGAAACUUCAAAUAAAGGAAGAAUCAGAGGAAGUCAAGAAGGAAUGCAAGCUAUGGAGAGAUCAUCUGCAAUUCUUUAUUCAGAAAACCCGUGAUUUUACCCCAAUAAAGCCUGAGAAAGAGUUGAAACCAGUUAAAACCUCAUGCCCAUAUACAAUUUCUGCUAUCAAGAGACCAAAGGUCAUCUUUCAGAUUGAGAGAAAUGCUCGGUAAUUGUU